AUGCAGGCGAUCAAGAACGACCAACCUGUUCUCGGUGCUUCCAGCGAGGCGAAACUUGCACAUACUCAGCGAGAAGACGUAAACCCGGUCCACCGCGUGGCUUGCGCUCCAUUCGGAGAUCAUCAAGAUCCCAAACAUCCUCCGGUAUCAGAUCUUGAGAUCUCCCCACUCCCUGUCUACGCUGGUGGAUCAACCGUACUCGACCAGUAUUUUGAAAUUGCCAAAGAUGCAAAUCCGAUCUUCUCCAAGGCGAAUUUUCUCAAUAACUAUCGGAACUCAGUGUGUGACCAGGGGUUGAUUAUUGUGAUAGUCACAAUAACAGCAAGGCUUACAGGCUUCAAGCUUUUCCCAGACGAAGCUACCUUGAAUGCUCGUAUCGAUCUAUUGUUGGGCUCCAGCUUACUCGAGGAUGACCUUGUCGGCGAUUCCCCAUCUCUUGACCAGUUCCGCAAAGCCUGUGUGCUAGCACUGUACGAUUUCCACCAAUUCCCAGGUCACCAAUCAUGGAUGCGGAUAACAAGGCUCACCCGCAUGGCCUAUCGAAUUGGGCUCGAUCGUCUCGAGCCUCUUCGAGCACUGUAUCCCGACUGGGGAUGUCUCAGUAAAGAAGACAUUCAGGAAUGGCGCUCGGUGUGGUGGUGUAUCUAUCGACUCGAUUCAUACACCAACCUGUCCUCGGGCACACCGUAUCUCAUCGACAAUAAAUUUGUGAACACAUCUCUCAUACUAGACCAGCAGACUGCGCCAGAUGGUGAAACCAAUCCCCCGACGCUCUAUUUACCACCUGACUCGGAAGAUUUGUGGAGACUCCUUCCCACAAUCACCGCCAAUCCAUGUACACAACUGCAGAACAUCCACAUCGUUUCGAUUGCCGCCAUGCGUCAAGCUGGACUUGUCGCAGGGAUUCGACUGCUAAGGCCCGAGUCAGAGAUGGCCACCCAUCUCGCUAAAUUCGAACGACAUCUCUCAGCGCUUUCGCUGGCGCUUCCACCUGGGUGGUUUAAUCCCCGACGUAAUGCGUUCACCAACGAAUCCCCGGGUAAUCACCACGCAAGACUCAUCACUGUUUUCCAUCUCCACAUGUCCAAAUUACUAUCCUCGAUUAUUGUCUGUGGCCGGACGGCCGAAGAUGGCUGGCUAGGAAGCUGGCAACGAGUGCUUGAGACAUGCCAAGAUAUUGCCCAGAUUGCAGGGCAAUGGAAUAGCUCGUUCUGCAUGCAAGUGGAUCCAGCGAUCUGUUUUAUCAUUUUCACUGCUCUUAUCUUUCUCGAUUUACAUAUGAAAUCCACGGCCAUGGGAUCGCCAGAGCUGCAGUCACAUAUUGAUCAUGAUCAGACCGUCUUACGUCUGCAAUUGGAACACUUUGCCAGAGAUUGGACCUUACCAAGACUAUUGACCUGUGAGUUACCAAUCCAUACUUCCAAAAAACGAGAUUGGGCUAACCACGGUAUCCAGUAUCAUUCGCAAGCGUCAGCGAAUCAGUAA
Molecule: messenger RNA, 1485 nt
Organism: Penicillium paradoxum
Lineage: Eukaryota; Fungi; Ascomycota; Eurotiomycetes; Eurotiales; Aspergillaceae
Product: fungal specific transcription factor domain-containing protein
Exons: 2
Coding region: 1-1485 (494 amino acids)
Biological process (GO): DNA-templated transcription
Cellular component (GO): nucleus
Molecular function (GO): DNA binding; zinc ion binding
Source: RefSeq, a predicted model, not a curated record